Messenger RNA from Haemorhous mexicanus (house finch), 2062 nucleotides. RefSeq names its product DEAD-box helicase 56 (gene DDX56). Lineage: Eukaryota; Metazoa; Chordata; Aves; Passeriformes; Fringillidae. The coding region runs from base 88 to 1797 and encodes 569 amino acids. The record is from RefSeq and is a predicted model, not a curated record. The transcript has 14 exons. Gene Ontology annotation, molecular function: RNA helicase activity; nucleic acid binding; ATP binding. Gene Ontology annotation, cellular component: nucleolus.
CUAAGCUUCCCGCCGCUCUGGCCGCGUCACCGGAAGUGUCUGUGGGCGGGGCAGCGCGGCCGGAAGUGUGUGCGCGGCGGGGCCAAGAUGGCGGCAGAGAUGGAGGCGAAGGGGUUCGAGCACAUGGGGCUGGACGGACGGCUGCUGAGGGCGGUGGCGGAGCUGGGCUGGGCAGUGCCCACGGCCAUCCAGGCCCGCGCCAUCCCGCUGGCCAUGGAGGGCCGGGACCUGCUGGCCCGGGCCAGGACGGGCUCGGGGAAAACGGGAGCGUACGGGCUGCCCCUGCUGCACAAACUGCUGGCCAUCAAAGAGGCGUCCCCAGCCGUGCCCCAGGCCGUGCGGGCGCUGGUGCUGGUGCCCUCGGCGGAGCUGGCACGGCAGGUGGGGCACACCCUGCGCCGCCUGGCCGCCUUCUGCUCCCGCCAGCUGCGCGUGGCCGAGCUCUGCGGCCACUCGGACCUCGCUGACCAGCGGCCGGUGCUGAUGGAGCAGCCGGACAUCGUGGUGGGCACUCCCGGCCGUGUCCUGGCACACGUGGCCGGGCACAGCCUGGCACUGCGGCCCUGGCUGGAGCUGCUGGUGCUGGACGAGGCCGACCUGCUGCUGUCCUUCGGCUUCGGGGACGACAUCCGCGCCCUGCUCUGCCACCUGCCCAAGAUCUACCAGGCCUUGCUGGUGUCGGCCACCCUGAACCCCGAGCUGGAGGCGCUGCAGGAGUUGGUGCUGCACAACCCCGUGCAGGUUGUGCCCCCAGAGCCCCGUCUCCCGGGCAGUUCCCAGCUGCAGCAGUUCCAGCUGCGCUGUGGCACGGAGGAGGACAAGUUCCUGCUGCUGGCUGCGCUGCUGAAGCUGCGGCUGCUGCGGGGCCGGGCGCUGCUCUUCGUGGGCAGCCUGGCCCGGGCAUUUAGGGUCAAACUCUUCCUGGAGCAGUUUGGGAUCGCUGCCUGCGCCCUCAACCCGCAGCUGCCCGCCCGCUCCCGGUGCCACGUCAUUGCCCAGUUUAACCGGGGUCUCUACGAUUACAUCGUGGCCACCGACGAGGAGGGGCCGGCGGAGCCCCCCCGGCACCGCCCGCGCAGGGGGGGCACGGCCAGGAAGGCUGACAAGAAGGACAAGAAGGGUGACAAGAAGGGACAGCCCCCCCAGUGUCCCCAGGACCCCGAGUUCGGGGUCUCUCGUGGCAUCGAUUUCCAGAACGUCGCCGCCGUCAUCAACUUCGAUGUCCCCAACUCGGUGGAGACCUACAUCCACCGCGUGGGCAGGACAGCCCGUGGGGACAGCCCUGGCACGGCGCUGACGCUGGCACUGCCCGACGAGCUCGAGGGGCUGCGGCACAUCGAGGACACGCUGGCAGCAGAGAACGGACAGUCCAUGCUGCAGCCCUACGAGUUCCGCAUGGAGGAGAUCGAGACGCUGCGGUACCGCUGCAGGGACGCCAUGCGUGCUGUCACCAAGCAGGCCGUGCGCGAGGCGCGGCUGCGGGAGCUGCGCCAGGAGCUGCUCAACUCCGAGAAGCUCAAGGUGUAUUUUGAGGACAAUCCCCGGGACCUGCAGGCGCUGAGGCACGACCGGCCCCUGCACCCGGCCAACGUGCAGCCACACCUGGGCCACGUGCCCGAGUACCUGGUGCCCCCCAGUCUCCGCGGCAUCGCCGACCCCAACCUCAAAAAGAGGAAAUGUCCCCGAGGGGCCGGGGCCCGGCGGGGGGGGAAGAAGCCCCGCGGCUCCGGGAAUCCCCUGCAGAGCUUCAGAUUCGCCCGGCGAGGGAACAAACGGGGGGCAGCGGGCACCCCCUGAGCCUGGCACCCCUGGGGGCACCCCCUGAGUGCCUGGCACACCUGGGGACACCCCCUGGGCCAGCCUGGGGACACUGGUGUCACCCUCUGAGCCCCUGGGCACACCCUGAGGUCACCCCCUGCUCCCCCUGGGGACCCGGCUGUGCCACCCCCUGUGCCAGCCUGGGGGCUCACCUGUCACCCCCUGUGCCACCCUGAGGCCACCACGGCCAUGCUGUGCCCCCCCCCCCGGGGGUUGGUGACAAAUAAAGGUGCCAAGGAGCCAC